Messenger RNA from Exophiala oligosperma, 414 nucleotides. RefSeq lists its product as uncharacterized. The coding region runs from base 1 to 414 and encodes 137 amino acids. The transcript has a single exon. Lineage: Eukaryota; Fungi; Ascomycota; Eurotiomycetes; Chaetothyriales; Herpotrichiellaceae. The record is from RefSeq and is a predicted model, not a curated record.
AUGGCAUCUCAAGCCUCCGCUACUGCGUACGAUCGUUUAAUCUGCUCCUUACAAGAUCACGCUAAGUUGGGAGUCUACCGCAUUCGGCUGGACAAUAUUGAACACCCUCGGAUCCCUCAGAACCGGUUACCGAACGUCAGACGGCUCAAGGAAACCUUCCUCAUCCAAAAAUGCUUGCGCCAUAAUCCGCAGAACUACAUCACGGCGACAAUCCCGCACGACGUAUUUGCGCACCGCAGCUCGGUCAAGCAGGCAAGUGACGGGGUGGAUGAACUGUUACUUCGCGCAGAGGACAAAGUCUAUUGUUUGCAUGGAUCCUGCCGAAUUCAGGCCGCAAAAACAGUCCUGCGUGACGGAGAUCGUUGGUGGACAGUUACGCUUUAUAAAGAAAACAUUGGUGAGAUCCCGAGGUAG